GUUAUGAUCUGUUAGCUCUACUUGUUAAGGUCGUGACCGUGUCGUCUCUUGUCGGUAGUUUGCCAGCGCCAGCCAGCAUAGUGCUAUUACGUUGUUUCGCAAUCACAGUUCAGACACAUAUUAGUAUUACAAAGACUCGCCACUGCUGUUGCAUGUGGUUGUGCCUUAAAUAUCUUCGCCACGACGACAUAAAUACCACCUUAACCACCUGCACCAAACAAUAAUCACGAUUUCGAUGAGGUCGCGCCGUAGUUUGAAAUUCUCUCCAAAGACGAGCAUCAAUGCCGCACAUGCAGUCCUUUGUAGAAGCUCCCUGAAGAUUUUACGAUCCUGAAACUAAAGAUAAUGGCGUUUCGUCUCUCCGCGGAAUCUCGCUUGAUCCGCAAUGUGACGCACCUCUGUCAGCGGGAUGCAAUCGCGUUGGAUGAGAAACUCUUCGAGUGUUUCUCGGUGGACAGUCUGAUGGAGCUCGCCGGUCUCGCGUGCGCGCAAGCAAUUGUCAAGGAGUUCCCCGACCGCAAAACAAAAACCUACAUUUUUGCUGGGCCAGGGAACAACGGUGGAGACGGACUGGUGGCCGCACGCCACUUGCACCAUUUCGGGUACAAGGACCUGAAAGUGUGGUACCCGAAAAGACGAGCAGAUAGCGCGUUGUUCGAAAAUCUGGUCAAGCAGCUAGAACAGCUGGAGAUACCAGUGCUAGUAAAGGAAGAAGAUGUGUUAUUUUCAACACCACGGCAAAAUGACGACGCGCAUGCGGUUGAAGACGAGCCGGAUGUGUUCAUAGACGCGAUAUUUGGGUUUUCUUUUCGAGGGUGGCGCGGCGCCGGGAAAGACGCACCUUUCGACAGAAUGGUCCAGUAUCUAGCACAAACCAAAAAGCCGGUGGUGUCGCUUGACAUUCCCUCGGGAUGGGAAGUAGAUGGCAGAGAGGACGAAAUACGUCACGAAUUGAUGGGAGGAGAGCAGAUGACCUCCCAGUCACAGGAGACUAGUACGUCGGCUACAAGAAAUAUCGUCGGAACAAAAAUCAACCCACACAUGCUGAUCUCAUUAACGGCUCCAAAACUUGCCGCGUCUUCGUACACGGGAAUUCACUACGUAGGGGGGCGGUUUGUGCCGGAGAGCUUCGGGUUGACAUUGCCCACUUUUCACGACUGUGAUGCUAUCGCGAAACUAUGAUACCUGAAGUGAUAUGCGAGCCGUUCAGGUUGAAGAAAGUACCACGUUUGAUAUCUUCGACGUCGCGAUCAUGGACGAUAGAGACAAAUCUCAAAGGUCGGUAUGCGAGCCGAAGGUUGUUGAACCCCUCAUCUCGUAAAGACUCCACGUCUCUGUGGUGCACUGGUCAUUUGUCGUUUUGCAGUUUUACGAUUGGAAUGAAAUGAGUCAACAUUGUCUGCAAGAAGAGCAACUACAAGACGACGACCGCCACGAAGAAUAGCAUGAUCAAAAAUUGAACCAGAUGAG
Molecule: messenger RNA, 1470 nt
Organism: Amoebophrya sp. A120
Lineage: Eukaryota; Dinophyceae; Syndiniales; Amoebophryaceae
Source: the annotation of a GenBank genome assembly